UAAUAAUAAUAAUAAUAAAGAUUAAAUAAAAGGUAAGAUGGAUCUCACAUCAAGGUAGUAUAAAAAAGGAAGGGACCUACCCAUUGUGGGGUCCGUAGAAUCCCCCAAACAUCGAGCUCUGCCCUUUCUUCUUCCCCACCUUUUUAGAAACCCUAAAGUCUCUACCCCUACUGUUCUCAAACUCUCUCUCUCUACAUCAUGAGUUCUGAUACGGUUCUCCACAAAUUCCCCACACCAGAACAGCCCAACUCCAUCUCCUCCCCUGCCGUCGAGACCAAGUCGCUGACAACCCCACUCGCCCAAUCCCGCAGACUCGCCUCACCAUCAUCGUCACGGGACCGGCACACGAAGGUCAACGGCCGCGGCCGCCGGGUCCGCAUGCCGGCACUCUGCGCCGCCCGCAUCUUCCAGCUCACCCGUGAGCUCGGCCACCGCUCCGACGGCGAGACCAUCGAGUGGCUCCUCCGCCAAGCGGAGCCCUCCAUCAUCGCCGCCACCGGCACCGGCACCGUCCCCGCAGCCGCCGUAACCACCUCUAUCGGAGCGAUUCCUCUCUCCUCCGCACCGCCGUCGACUCCUUGCCAGGCGCAACUGAUCGGCGGCCGCCACCAGUAUGGUGGGCAUUUCACGGUGCCGCCGCCUCCAAGCUGUCGACUGGACUUGUCUCAGCCGGUGGGAUUGGGUCUUUCCGGUAACGGGUACCGCCACAUGCCGUUUACAUCGCUUCUGUUGCAGCCGACGACCGACGAAGAAGAAGAGCGAGAGGCAGAAGAUCAUCAAGCACAAUAAACUGUAUUAUUUUAUUAGUUAUUACAGUGGUUUAGAUGGUGGGUCUUACUUUUGGGGUUCCGCUUUCAUCUUGUUUUGGUUAUCUGUGGUGUUCUCAUGAAGGUCUUAGACAGAGUGAAAGGGGAGAAGAUGUACAUUUUUAUUUAGGGCUAUUUUGCGGGGCAUACAUUUUAAUGAAAGCAGUUGGAGGUCACUCUUAAUUCGUGCA
Molecule: messenger RNA, 997 nt
Organism: Malania oleifera
Lineage: Eukaryota; Viridiplantae; Streptophyta; Magnoliopsida; Santalales; Ximeniaceae
Product: transcription factor TCP11
Exons: 1
Coding region: 199-789 (196 amino acids)
Cellular component (GO): nucleus
Molecular function (GO): DNA-binding transcription factor activity; sequence-specific DNA binding
Source: RefSeq, a predicted model, not a curated record